Molecule: messenger RNA, 6963 nt
Organism: Colletotrichum scovillei
Lineage: Eukaryota; Fungi; Ascomycota; Sordariomycetes; Glomerellales; Glomerellaceae
Product: PKSN polyketide synthase for alternapyrone biosynthesis protein
Exons: 6
Coding region: 1-6963 (2320 amino acids)
Biological process (GO): fatty acid biosynthetic process; secondary metabolite biosynthetic process
Molecular function (GO): fatty acid synthase activity; oxidoreductase activity; phosphopantetheine binding
Source: RefSeq, a predicted model, not a curated record
AUGCAAAGGAAACUGCUGGAAGUAGCCUAUGAAGGGUUCGAAAACGCCGGCAUUCCCAUGGAAAAACUGGCCGGUAGCGACACAUCAGUCUACGUCGGUGUGAUGACAAACGACUAUGAACUGGUCUCACAAACCGAUAUCUACAACCUCCCACAAAAUGCUGCUUCCGGAACUAGCCGGGCUAUGUUGGCAAACCGCAUUUCAUGGUUCUUCGAUCUGCAUGGCGCUAGUCUCGCGUUGGACACUGCUUGUUCAUCCAGUUUAUACGCGUUCCAUCUGGCUUGCCAAUCUCUCCGAACGGGAGAGUCGCGACAGGCGUUGGUUGGUGGUGCCAAUAUGAUUCUCCAUCCGAAUUUCAUCUCUCAGCUAUCUUCAAUGCACAUGUUGAGCCCUGACGGUAUCAGCCACUCAUUUGAUGCCCAGGCGAACGGCUAUGCACGAGGCGAAGCCAUCACCACAAUCGUUGUCAAGCGCCUAAAGGAUGCUCUUGUCGAUGGCGACACUAUUCGAGCUGUGGUCAGGGGCACCGGUGUUAACCAGGACGGUCACACACCUGGAAUCACAAUGCCCAGCAGCGACGCGCAAGCUGCGCUGAUACGGUCUACGUAUGCUACCGCCCAUGGCACAGGAACACCCCUCGGAGACCCUUUGGAAUUGGGCGCCGUUGGAGCCGUAUUUGGCCCCUCUAGAAGAGGAACCCGAACUCCCCUACACGUAGGCAGCGUCAAAACCAAUAUCGGCCAUACCGAAGGUAGUGCCGGCCUAGCUGGCGUUGUCAAGGCGGUCCUGGCUGUGGAAAAGGGGUAUAUACCAGCCAACGCCGGUUUCGAGACGUUAAACCCGAAGCUCCGACUCGAUGAAUGGGGUCUUGCCUUGCCACUCGAGACGAUGCCAUGGCCAGUCUCGGGCCUCCGCCGGGCGAGCAUCAACUCGUUCGGAUUCGGGGGCGCCAAUGCCCACGUCAUCCUGGAUGACGCUCAUCACUAUCUGGAGUCGCGCAAUUUGGUUGGUAACCACCAGACGGCCGUGUCGGUCGACGGAGGGACAUCUACUUCAUCCGGGAGCGGAGACAGCGGAAUCAGUGACGUGCGCAAUCAUCGGGACGGAAGUAAACAGCUAGGAAGCAUCCACGUACGCCCCAAGGUCCUCGCUCUCUCAGCGCACGACCAGGCCGGGAUCAAGAGGCUCUCUAGUGCAUACGCCCAGUUCGCGGCGGAGUCUCAGCACCGGGAGGGCAGCUUCGUUCACGACAUGGCCUACACUCUGGCAGCCAGGCGCACCAAACACCCAUUCCGCAGCUUCGCGGUCGCGUCGACUGUAGACGAUCUCACGAGCGGUGUUUCCGCGGCGCCGACGAUACUGAAACGCUCAGCAAAGAACGGGACGCUGGCUUUUGUGUUCACUGGGCAAGGUGCGCAAUGGGCGACCAUGGGGAGGGAGUUGCUUGAUGUUCUUACAUUCAAGGAGAGCGUUCUCAGAUCACAGGGGUAUCUUGACGCACUCGGAUGCAAGUGGAACGCGAUCGAGCUACUGUGUGAUGAGGAUGGCUCCAGAUUGGACAUCCCUGAGUUCUGCCAGCCCAUCUGCACCGUGAUGCAGGUUGCCCUGGUCGACUUACUUGGUCACUGGGGCUUGACGGCGAAAGGUACUGUUGGGCAUUCAAGUGGUGAGAUUGCGGCUGCUUAUGCUGCAGGCGGAAUAUCCCAUGCCAGCGCCAUUAAAAUUGCCUACUUCCGCGGUCUCUACGUUGAGGAGAUCCAGCGCCGUCUCGGAGGUCGCCGGGGCACCAUGUUAGCUGCAGGCCUGACCGCCGAAGAGGCGCAGUCAGUCGUGGAGGAGUUCUCUUCCCCUGAACAGAUCGCUACGGUGGCCUGCAUCAACAGUCCCUCGAGCGUAACCAUCUCGGGCGAUGAGGACGCUAUCGGCAAACUUGAGGCUGUGCUUCAGCAAAGGGGUAAGUUCGCGAGGAAGCUUCGUGUGAAGAUGGCGUACCACUCGGCACACAUGGAGGUCAUCGCGGACGACUUUCUGGCAUCCAUGGGUGAGCUGGAGCUGAAGGAUCAGUUCGCAGCGCCAAUGUUCUCUUCGGUCACGGAGGAGGUCUUGGCGAGCCCGUCACAGCUGAGUGCUGCCUACUGGGUCAAGAACAUGGUCUCACCCGUACUUUUCAAGGGUGCCGUGGAGGCAUUGCUCACUCACUCCGCUCUUGUGGAGGGAGCCAACACCGCACGGAGACAGAGGAAGGUCCCGGUGCGAUGGACCGGUUUCGUUGAGAUUGGCCCUGCGGGAACGCUUCAAGGACCGCUGGACCAGAUCAUGAAGGCCGUCAAUUCGAAGCUCUCAUUGGACCUGACAUACACUUCCAUGCUCAAGAGAAAGAAGAACGCUAUGUCUACCUCGCUCGAGGCUGCGGGUCUACUAUGGGCCACUGGGCAUAAUGUCGACCUGCUGAAGGUCAACGAGGACCCUGACCACCGGAGCGCCCGGUCUUUGGCCAACUUGCCGCCGUACCCUUGGCAACACAGCAAACGCUUCUGGCACGAGGCACCCGAGAGUCUCGCAGUCAGAAAGCAAAAGAGGUCCAGGAGAGAUCUCCUAGGCAUCGAAGUUCCUAACCAGAACCCCUUCGAGCCCAGGUGGCGAACCCCCUUACGCUUGGAGGAGCAGCCGUGGAUGGGUGGCCAUGUUAUCACUGGCACAGUCCUAUACCCGGCUGCCGGCAUGCUGAUUAUGGUCCUCGAAGCCGCCCUGGAAAUCGCGGAGAAUAACUCGAAUGAAACAAAGAAGAUCAGGGGCGUCGAGUUGGGCCAGGUCAGCUUCGAGAGAGGCUUGGUGGUCCCCAAUGAUGAUGCCGUCGAGACUCACUUGAGCAUGCGACCAGACGAAAUGUUCCCUGAAAAGUAUCACUGGACCAUCUUUUCCAUCCCACCUGGCGGGACCUGGCAGAAACACUCAUCCGGUACUGUCGUCACUAUCUACGAGGACACAGGUUUGGACAUUGAGGAAUGGCAAGCCCGAGCAGAGAGCUUCGAGGACUUGAAGAAGCGUGCCUCCAGGAAGCUUGACGUCGCAGCCUUCUACGACCAGCUGAGGUCUAUCGGCAUGGACUACGGGCCCUUGUUCACCAACGUUGUUAACGCCGCCAUACUGCCGGGUGAGCAAACAGGUCUUGCGACUGUGUCUAUCCCAGACACCAAGUCUACGAUGCCGCAGGGCGUCGAAUUCCCGCACCAUAUUCACCCGGCAACGCUCGACGCAAUUUUCCAUCUCAUCUUUAUCGCCCUUUUUGAAGGGAAUCCCAUGGAUGAAGCAUCCAUUCCGGUGACGGUCGAAACCAUCUUUAUCGCGAUGGACCAGCCUUCUGGUGCGGGAUCCAAGUACGUCGGGUUCUCAAAGGCGAGGAAGACCAACUCCAGAGAGGCAUGUGGCGAUAUCGUCAUCUCGGAUGAGAGUUGGUCGGGACCCAAGAUCGUCAUGCAGAACAUGGUGGUCCGUCAGGUAUCAUCCACUGACGACAAGUCUGAGAGCUCCUCAUCGCCCUUCUCUCAAACGCCAAAGAGGGUCGGCCGGCUUGAGUGGAAGGAAGACAUCGAUGCGCUUGCGGGCAAGGUAGCAUCACAAGUCCUCCGUGCAGGUGGAUGUCAGGACCGUUUCACUGGUCUGAGCAACCGUGACUUGGCUGCGUACUUGGAACUUCUUACCUAUAAAGAGGCGGAUUUGAGGCUUCUUGUCCUUCAUGCCGAGAAGAACCAUGAACUGCAAUCUUUGGCAACCAUCUUCGCACCUCGAGAGGAGCGAGGUCUCCGCGCCGCUGAGAUCAAGUUUGCUGCACCGUCUCAAGAGCUUGCAAAUCAAUUGCUUUCCCAGCUUGCAGUGACGCAAUAUCCGCUGCCCAAUGGUUCCGACGUUAUAUACGUGCCAUCGCCUGAAGCGCUGGUAGAGGAUUCGUCUGAUCAGCUUGUUGAGGAGCUGGGUAUGUUCGACAUCGUCAUCGGGGACAGUCGACAGUUGCCCGAUGGUGGUGGGAACAUUAGGCUGUCUCACAUCAAGUCCCUUCUACACCCCGGUGGUCGAGUCGCUUUAGUUGGAGACAAGGUGUCUGCCGCCGACUAUCUCAGUGGCGCCGGCUUCGCCCCGGUUGAUAUCGACUUCAACAACGCAGUGGUUUGCUCGACGAAGGUCCAGAAGAAGCUAGUCCUCUCCGAGAUCAACUUGAUUGUCCGGCCCUCACCUUCGAUAGCAGCUUUGAAAGUCCAAGAGGUCUUGAAACGGAAAUUGGAGAGCUCAGGGGUCACGGUCAAGAGCUGUCUCCUCUCCGAGGCCGCCACUUCGGGAUCCGAGAUCUUUAUCUCCCUUCUCGAGUUCGAUGAGCCUUGGACAAUCAACCUAAGUGCCCAAGACCUGGACGAGCUCCGAUCCUUGGUUUUCGGCGCCAAGUACCUUCUAUGGCUGACGAACGGCGGCAUCGCCGACAGAAGUGAGGCGUCGCUGGCCUUCUCCCCUACCACCGGCUUGUUGCGCACUAUUCGAACCGAGGUGCCGCAAAUCGUGCUCCCACAUCUAGAUCUCUCUAUGACUUCGGAACUCGGCCCUGAAGAACAGACAAGCUUGGCAAUGGAGGUGUUGAGCCUUAGCAGGAAAGACCUAUACAAAGGGAAGAAUAACGAGAUGGAGUUUCUCGAGUCCGGAGGCAGGCUUCUAAUUCCCCGGGCCGUGGCAGACUUGCCCUCUGACCACGAACUGGCGUUGCGUUCUGGUCAGCUGAAGUCGGUUCCAGGCGGAUUGUGGGCGACUGGCGAGCCUGGAGACCUAAAUCCUUUGAAGUUUGACGUCGCUGGGUCCGGUGUCUGGAUCGCGGACACAACCCAGAGCGAACCUCUCAACGACGAGGAGAUUGAGAUCCAGACCAGCCACGUAUGCAUCAACGGCUCUGAACUUACUCGAUCGUCAGGCCAGUUUGGUACAACAAUGGCGACGGAGGCUCUGGGACGUGUGGUCCGUCUUGGUACCGAGGUCCCGAACCUCAAAAUUGGUGAUAAAGUCGUCGUGUUGGUUGAUGAAAGCGCACUCAAGACACAUAUCAGACAGCACUUCAGCCUGGUCCAGAAGGUUCCGGAUGAUGUCAAGUCUGAGCUCGCCGUUUCUCUACCGUUGAGCUUCAUGACGGCCUACCACGCCAUCGUGGAAGUUGGUCGUCUUGCAGCAGGCGAGACCGUUCUAAUCCACGCCGUGCAUGAUGCCGUUGGACUUGCUGCCCUUCAGAUUGCGACGCAACUGGGUGCGGCAGCGGUCUUUAUCACGGCCAAUGACGAUGAGACGGCAUCAGAGCUGGUGGCCGAAUACAGCAUUCCCCAUAGCCAUAUCAUCCGAGCAGAGGACGGUGACAUCGUCUCGAAGACCGCCAUGAAGCUUACUUCCGGGCACGGUGUCGACAUUGUCAUCAGCGCUGCGUCGGGCACAUCCUUGUACUCCGCCACGAAGACCAUUGCUUCCUGGGGGCGGUUCGUACGCAUCGGCACCGAUAGGGCUCGUCCCCAGGACAUCAGCGCCGUUGUGUUCGAGCGCAACGCCUCCAUCUCGUCUGUCGAUGUCAGACAGCUCCCCCGUGAGAGGCGCUCCCGGCUACUCGCCAUGGCGUUCGGAUUCUUGCGGUCCGGACUUGUGAAAGAACGGUCUCUUGUGACUAGUGUACGCGCCGUGAAAGACCUGAGCGACAUCUUAUCCUCGACUACAGUCGAGCAGGGUAACAUUGUCAUCGAGCUUGGGAAAAAAGCAGUGGUGCCGGUUUUACCGCGACCGCCGGCUCCGCCCCAGUUGGAUGCCGACGCAAGUUACCUUAUCUCCGGUGGCCUAGGUGCUCUCGGCCUGACUAUCGCGAAGAACAUGGCUCUUCAUGGCGCUCGGCACUUGGUCCUUCUAUCGCGAUCUGGCGUCGUGAACGCUAGGCAAGAAGACGCCAUCCGGGACAUCCGUGAUCUCGGCUGCGAGGUUGACACUCCCAAAUGCGACGUCACAAUGCGCUCAGAAGUUGAAGAUGCGAUACGAAGAUGUGAAACGAGCGGACGAAGGCUUCGAGGCGUGAUCCAAUGCGCCAUGGUCCUUCAAGACUCCAUCUUGCAGAACAUGACCAUCGAGAAAUGGAACACCGCGACGCGUCCCAAGAUUGUGGGGACGUGGAAUCUCCACUCCACGGUGCCCACAGACCUCGACUUCUUCAUUCUUCUGUCCUCCAUGUCCGGCAUCAUCGGGAACAGCGGACAGGCUAAUUACUGCGCGGGCAACGCGUACGAGGACGCCAUCGCGCUUCACCGUCGGUCCUUGGGUCUAGCGGCGACGACGCUGAACGUUGGGCUGGUGACGGACGCGAGCCAUUUCAAUGCGACGUCUACGGCCGACGAUUACCUCAGAAAAUACGGCCACUGGGAGUCGGCGAGGGUGACGGACGACGAGAUGCAGGCCGUCAUCGAAGCCGUCCUCCGCCAGAGUGCCGGGGAUCUGCCGGAGCAGCUCCUCGUCGGCAUCACGGAUGAUGUGAAGCGCGACGGUCGCGCAGCGUGGCCACAAGACCGCAAGUUUGAGCACCGCAUCGCGCGAACUGGGUCGUCUGCCGCUAGUGCAGACCCCAACGGCGCGAACGCGGAGAGACUCGGAGACGAGUUAGGCCGGGCGAAGACAUUGAAAGAGGCUGUUAUGGUCGUCCUCGGCGCUCUCAAGGCUAACCUCGCGGCGGCCAUGACGGCCAGUCCGGACGAUAUCGAUGAGGAGAGGCCGCUUUACAGCUUUGGUGUCGACUCGCUCAAGGCGGUCGAGGUGCGCAAUUGGAUCUUCAAGGAGCUACGAUGCGACGUGUCUGUUUUUGAUAUUCUGAGCCCAAGCCCGCUCGCUAAGUUGGGGCCGAGGAUCGUGGCUAGGAGCGCGCUAACGCCACCCGAGAUUGCAAGUCAGGCGUUAGCGGAUGCCUAA